Rhipicephalus sanguineus (brown dog tick) is the source of this 720-nucleotide messenger RNA. Its product is annotated as protein CutA homolog. Gene Ontology annotation, molecular function: copper ion binding. The record is from RefSeq and is a predicted model, not a curated record. NCBI's taxonomy places the organism in Eukaryota, Metazoa, Arthropoda, Arachnida, Ixodida, Ixodidae. The transcript has 7 exons. Gene Ontology annotation, biological process: response to metal ion. The coding region runs from base 140 to 679 and encodes 179 amino acids.
GUAAGUACAGCGGCGCGCAUUUGUUUACGUUUGUAAGUCGUGUUGUUGCUUUUUUAAUCGUAUUUGCAUAAGUGGGAAAAACGUGUAUCUCUAGCGCUACAUCGUUUACGAUUCCAUAGACAGUUCAAGUUUCCAGUCAAUGCCAAUCCUUGUGCCAAAGGUCGCAGUGCUGAAACGACCUCAGUUUACUUGGACGUCUAUCGGCGUUUUCACGGUCAUCUUUGUUGCACUGUUAAUGCACCAAGGCCUACUCUCCUUGCUUGCUCGUCGGGCCCUAGCAUCGAUGGCAGGAGUCGGUGCCUCCGGAAACUUCUCGUCGGGUACCUUUUCGGUUUCCUAUGUCACAGCACCCAACCAGGAUGUUGCCAAGAAGCUUGCCACUGGCCUGGUCGAGAAGAAGCUGGCAGCGUGUGUCAACAUAGUUCCUGGCAUCACAUCUGUAUAUGAGUGGAAAAAUGAAAUUCAGACUGACUCUGAAGUCCUUAUGAUGAUCAAGUCACGGUCAUCACGGCUAGAUGAAAUGACAAAGUUUGUUCGGGAAAACCAUCCUUAUGAAGUGUGCGAGGUCAUAUCGACACCGAUCCAGCAUGGAAACCCACCAUACCUAAAGUGGAUCUCUGAAGUUGUGCCUGAGGCAGGUGAUGGAAGUGUCAAGUCAGGUGAAGGCCAGUCGAAGUGAGCGAAACAGUGUGCUGGAAUGCCUGAGCAAGUGAAUAAUUU